AUUUUCGUCUGCAAAGAAUAAGCAGGAAGAACAGGACUUGUCCAACUGAUAAUUUCCGAUUCUGUAGACGAAUUUUUAUAUAACAAACUCAAUUCUUCUCUCUCUACUUUUUUUUUUUAAUUAAUAAACCAGAAUUAGGCCAAGAUGGUGACUGGUAGCUCUCAUAAAUCUGUGAAAUUCUCCAGUUAGGUCAUGUUUCAAUUUCUCGACCCACACUAAAAAAAUUCAACCUUUGUAUUUGUUUACAGGUGCUGUGUCGAUUUCUUGCUCUGCAAAAUUCAAAAUUGGCAUGAGUUUUCCUUCAGAUUUCCUCUCUUUCUUUCCUUCAAACUGAAUUUUUCACCACUGGGUGUUAAAAUCCAUGGCAGAUUCAGAAACUCUUUCUUUCUCCCAACCCUCUUGGUUUCUCUGAAUAUGGAUUUCUAUUAUCGCUUAUUCUUUCAAAAUCUGUUCUUGUUUCUUGCUAUCCUAUUCAUCUCUGUUUUCUUCUAUUUGGUUCCUCUGUUCACUUUCAUCCCUACAUUGUUCCUCAGAUUAAGAAGGGGUCACGCUACUUUAAACGACAAUUCGGAAUUUUUUGAAGUACUGCCUGAAGAAAAACAAUUCGACAAUGUGAAGGUCGAGCAAGAAUUAGAACCAAAGUUUGAAGAUUUUGAGAAAGUUGAUUCGGACAAGAAUGACGAUAAGGAGAAAACUGAGUUUUGUUUUAAGUUUAAAUUCCCAACCUAUGAGGAAUUUAGUAAAGACAAGACAGAAACUGGUGAACUUAUCGCGUCUGAUUUUGUACCAGAAAAGAGUUUUAGCAGUUUAAUUCAAGAACCUGAGAUUGUGAACCUGAAUGCUGAAGAAAUUGGUUGUAAUAUGAAAGAUGUGUUUGAUUUGGAUGAAGAAGACAGGAAAGAAGUACCACAUCAUAAAAUGGAAGGCAUUCAGGAGGAAGAGGAGCACACAGGCGCACCUGAACACCACGGUUAUCAAAAGGAAAUUGAAGGAAUGGAAUUCCUCAAGGGAGAAUCAGAUUCUGUGUGCAAACAAUUUUUGGGUGAUUCAGAUUUCCCUGAUGAAUUUUUGUUUCAAUCAGAGAAAGAUUCUUCAGGUACUGAUUCAGAUACUGUAUCAGUUGGUUUUGAGCAUAUGCGUUCGCUUAUGAGCAGGUUAGUAAAUUCCUACAGUGAUGGCUUCUUGUCCGAUGAAGAUUUUGGUGGUGAAUUUGAGCUUGAUCCUUUAAAUGAUAUUGAUUCAGACUUAAAAAAUCCUGAUUUGUCUGAAGAAAAUCAUGAAUCUGAGGAUUUUGAGGACAGUGAUAGUGAUAUAAUGGAAGAGUUGAGGGAAUUAGAACAAGAAGACCAGCAAAAUGACUCAGAAUUUUUAUCCCAGAAUGAUAUUCAUGAAGAUUUGGGCAUGGUUAAUACUUUAGAAUUUGUUACAGAAGAUGACAAGUUAAUAAAUGGUCCACAAGAGUCUGAAAAUCCCAAGUCAAUAAACACAGCUAUUGUUGACACUUCUGGGGAUGCAAACAAAUUAGAAUCCCUGUGGGAACAUCAAGAGUUGAUUGAACAAUUAAAGAUGGAAAUUAGAAAAGUCAGAGCCACGGGUCUGCCUACUAUUUUGGAAGAGUCUGAGUCUCCAACAAUGGACGAAUUACAACCAUGGAAGAUUGAUGAAAUGCUUCAUCGUGAAGAUUCUAUGAGCGAACUUCACAAAUUCUACAAGAGUUACAGAGAGAAAAUGAGAAAAUUCGACAUCUUGACAUAUCAGAAGAUGUAUGCAAUAGGUUAUCUGCAGAAAGAUCCGCUAAAAGAUCCACUGCAAUUACUGUUCAACCAGAAAUCUUCAGAAAUGCAGAGUGAUUUGGAAGUGGUAUACGUUGGCCAGAUGUGCCUUUCUUGGGAAUUUUUGCACUGGCAAUAUAUGAAGGCUUUAAAUUUGUGGGAUUCUGACCCACGUGGGAUCCGAAAAUAUAAUGAAGUAGCUGGAGAGUUUCAACAGUUUCAGGUGCUCAUGCAAAGAUUUAUCGAAAAUGAACCUUUUCAAGGGCCUAGAGUUCAAUAUUUUAUCAAGAGUCGAUAUGAUCUUCGUAAUCUUCUUCAAGUUCCUGUUAUUAGAGAUGACAGAGUGAAGGACAGAAACAAGGCAAGAACAAAAGAGAAAGCUGUUUUUUCAAUUACAAGUGACAUGCUAGUGGAGAUACUGGAAGAAUCUAUACGAAUAUUUUGGCGCUUUGUCAAAGCUGAUAAAGAUUGUUAUAGCGUGAUGACGAAAGGUCAAAAGGGAAUUCAUCCAGAGGUUCAAGAACAAGAGGACAUGGAGCUUUUACUGGAGAUAAAAAAAAAUCUUGAAAAGAAGGAGAAGAAGCUGCAGGAAGUUUUGAGAAGUGGAAAUUGCAUAUUGAGGAAGUUCAGGAAGAACAGAGAAGAGGAUUCAGAUCAUGUACUCUAUUUUUUCUCUCAAGUAGAUGUGAAAUUAGUGGCUAGGGUCCUCAACAUGUCAAGGCUAACCAAAGAUCAACUAGUGUGGUGUCACAAUAAAUUAAGCAGGAUUAGUUUUGUACAUAGGAAAAUACAUGUAGAGCCCUCUUUUUUGCUCUUCCCUUGUUAAUACUAGUCAUUGUUUU
Solanum verrucosum is the source of this 2614-nucleotide messenger RNA. RefSeq lists its product as uncharacterized. The transcript has 6 exons. NCBI's taxonomy places the organism in Eukaryota, Viridiplantae, Streptophyta, Magnoliopsida, Solanales, Solanaceae. The record is from RefSeq and is a predicted model, not a curated record. The coding region runs from base 415 to 2598 and encodes 727 amino acids.